AUGACGGAAGCAGAAGCCGUGGUUGUCGGAGUUCGUGUUCGGCCCUUCGCCGAACGUGAAAUACAAAACCAUGCCACGCUGUGUGUAAGCAUGAGCCAGAAGUCGACUUGCAUUUACGACAGUUCUGGGAAAGAGCAGAUGUUUACCUUCGACGAAUCCUUCUGGAGUCAUGAUGGCUACGAUGACGACGGCACCGGGUACCUGAGGCCGAAGCGGGGAAGUCAGUAUGCAGAUCAGAAGUAUGUCUUCGACACUUUUGGUAAAAGAGUGCUUGAUAAUGCCUGGAACGGCUAUCACUGCUGCCUCUUUGCAUAUGGGCAAACAGGUUCUGGAAAGAGCUACUCAAUGGUUGGAUACGGCAACAACAAGGGAAUUGUGCCGAUCUCCUGCGAGGAGAUUUUCCGCCGUAUCGCAAAGGACGAUGGCAACGGCAAUUCCUAUGAGGUUAUGGUGUCUGCCAUUGAGAUUUACAAUGAGGCAGUGCAGGACCAAAGCCCUCGUCUUGCACGGCUUUAG
Messenger RNA from Symbiodinium pilosum, 516 nucleotides. NCBI's taxonomy places the organism in Eukaryota, Dinophyceae, Suessiales, Symbiodiniaceae. The record is from the annotation of a GenBank genome assembly.